AUGGAGUGGAGGAGGGAUAGGGGGGGAAUUGUUGGGGGGUUAUGGAAUUAUGAAGGGGUAAGAGAUGGAGAAGUGGAGGAGGAAAGGGUGGUGGUGGGUGAAGAGGUGGGUAGGGGUGAAGAGGUGAUGGGUGUGGUAGAGGAUGGAAUGGGGUGGAGGGAGUGGGUGGGGGGAAGUGGGAUGGGGGGUGGGGGGGAGAGGGGUGGUAAUGAUUUUGGUUGGGGGGGUAGGGGUGAGGAAAGGGUGGGGGGGUUUGGUUUGAAGGGUGGGGGGUAUGUGGGGGUGGGGGGGGGGGGGGGGGGGGGGGUGGGUUUGGGUGUUGAUUGUGGAGAUGUAGGGGAUUUGGGGGGGGUGGGGGGGGUGGGUGAUUGGAGUGUUGGGGGGGUGUGGGGGGGGGGUGGGGGGGGGGUGGGGGAGGGGGGGGGGGGGGAUUGGAUUGGAUGGGGGAUUUUGGUGUUUUGUGGGGUUGUGGGGGGGGGGGGGGUGUUGAGGAUGGUUGGGGGUUGGGGAAGGUUGGGAGUUGGGUUGGAUUGGGGGGUUGAUGGGGGGGGGGGUGUUGAUAAGGGAAUAAGAGAAGGUAAGAGAGGGAGGGGGGGGAUAGUUGUUGGAUGGAGAGUUGGGGGGGGGGGGUUGGGGGGGGAGUGGGGUGGGGGUUGGGUUUGGGAUGAGGAGGAUGGAUGGAGGGGUUUAGAGUGGGGGGGGGUGGGGGGGUUGAGUAUUGGGGGGGGGGAGGGGGUUAGGGGUUUGGGGGGGGGGGUGGGGGUUGGGGUUGGAUGUUGUUUUUUUGUUGGGAGUAGAGGAAUGGAGGAUGUGGAGGAUGAGGGUGGUUGGGGGUAUUUUGUUUUGUGUGAGAAGAUGGGAUAA
Messenger RNA from Knipowitschia caucasica, 864 nucleotides. NCBI's taxonomy places the organism in Eukaryota, Metazoa, Chordata, Actinopteri, Gobiiformes, Gobiidae. The record is from the annotation of a GenBank genome assembly.